UCACAACUUCCUUCACAAACAGCAAGCAAGCAAACAUGGGAAAACCAUCACUAGAGAGACCACACAAGAAAGCCUUCAGCGUCGGUCCCGCGAACCUACCCGAUGGGACAUACAAGCGAAAAGGAAGAUCCCUCAUCCACAAAGCAAAAGUCAAGAAAUCACUCGCGAAAACAAUAUCUGGAAACGCGCCAGACACAGAUCCUCAGGCCAUCCGUGCGAAAAGGUUGCUAGAAGAGGCCGCAGCCGAGCGGGAGCGAGCCAAAUCCACAGAACCCAAAGAUUGCGAGGAUGGGGACGCUAUUGUAGCGACUACAGAAAUGCAUCCGGAGCGACGGGUAGCGUUGGAUCAACCAGAGACGGCACGUGUGGAGGAGAACCCUAAAAAUGUCGAUAAGGGUGCUUGGAGAAAACGGGGAAAAAAGAAGAAGACUUCUAGAUUUCUGAAGGAGGAGCAGGAGGCAGCCAGACUUCGGGAGGAACGGGAGGAGAAAGAGAGAGAGAUCGAGGCUAGAAAGGUUGCGAUGGAGAAGUCAAGGAAGGAAAGAGCGCUCAGGAAGAGGGUUAUGAGUGCUCGCACGACGAAGGGGCAACAGAAGCUUGGGAGGCAGAGUGCGCUGUUGCUGGAGAAGGUUAAGGCUCAGGUUGGGGUGUGAUCGCGGCUGCCGUAGUGGGAUUGAAGUUUGUUGUUUGCAUAGGGUCGGAGUUUUGUUUUGCUUGGUUGAUGAUGUGGUUUUGUAUUCUAUCAUAAGUUCAUGAUAUCUACUCGAGUAGACUGUCCAA
Molecule: messenger RNA, 780 nt
Organism: Tuber melanosporum (Perigord truffle)
Lineage: Eukaryota; Fungi; Ascomycota; Pezizomycetes; Pezizales; Tuberaceae
Exons: 2
Coding region: 36-653 (205 amino acids)
Source: RefSeq, a predicted model, not a curated record